Ylistrum balloti is the source of this 2730-nucleotide messenger RNA. RefSeq names its product spermatogenesis-associated protein 20-like. The record is from RefSeq and is a predicted model, not a curated record. The transcript has 14 exons. Lineage: Eukaryota; Metazoa; Mollusca; Bivalvia; Pectinida; Pectinidae. Gene Ontology annotation, biological process: carbohydrate metabolic process. Bases 24 to 2396 code for a protein of 790 amino acids.
UUUCAGACGGUCUUAAAGGUUUGAUGAUCGUCCUGCAGUCCACAGCGCGUGCGUUUCGUGUACUUACACGGGCCAACGUGCGCAUCCUCAUCAACGACUGUGACUCGAUAAGACUGUCACUGGGUUGCGUUUUGCGUAAUCGUACAGCUACACACCUAAUACAGACCAGAGAUAUGGCUUCAGAAAGUGAGAAUGAGGCAGCUCGAGCCCAAAACAGAUUGUCUGCCGAAAAGUCGCCUUACCUGUUACAGCAUGCUUCUAACCCUGUUAACUGGUACCCCUGGUGCCAGGAGGCAUUUGACAAGGCACUGGCAGAGGACAAGAUGAUCUUUCUAUCUGUUGGCUACUCCACAUGUCACUGGUGCCAUGUAAUGGAACGGGAAUCAUUUGAAAAUGAAGAAAUUGGCAAAAUUCUCAAUGAGCAUUAUGUAGCUAUCAAGGUAGAUAGAGAGGAGCGACCUGAUGUUGACAGAGUGUAUAUGACCUUUGUACAGGCUACUAGUGGGGGUGGUGGUUGGCCUAUGAGUGUAUGGAUGACCCCAGACAGAUGUCCUGUGGUAGGAGGCACCUACUUUCCACCAGACGACCGAUAUUAUGGCCGCCCAGGAUUCAAAAGUGUGCUGCUUCACAUUGCGCAAUUGUGGAAGAACAAGCGACAAGAAGUGAAUGAUCAAGGCAAUUCCAUCCUGGAGGCACUUUCUCGGGCAAAAAUCCACACACAGGAUGGGGAGGGGACACCACUACCUGGGAUACAGGCUAUAAAAACAUGUUUUAACAUGUUGGACAAAUCUUAUGAUGAGGAGCUUGGUGGAUUUGGAAAAGAAGCUCCAAAGUUUCCACAGCCAGUAAAUCUGAAUUUCAUGCUUCGUUACUAUGCCAACAACUCUUCCACUGAGGAGGGUAAGAGAGCCCUUGACCAAGCCCUCUUUACCUUGACCUGUAUGGCUAAGGGUGGCAUAUAUGAUCAUAUUUCACAGGGAUUUCACAGAUACUCAACUGACAAAUUCUGGCAUGUACCCCACUUUGAAAAGAUGUUGUAUGACCAGGGCCAACUGCUAUCCUGUUAUAGUGAGGCAUAUCAGAUAACCAAAGAGCCAAGGUAUGCGGAAGUGGCCAAGAAUAUUAUAGAGUAUGUAACGAGGGAUCUCCAGAGCCCAGCAGGAGGAUUCUACAGUGCAGAGGAUGCUGACUCUCUACCAUCUGAGGAGUCUACAAUAAAAAAGGAAGGGGCUUUCUGUGUAUGGUCCCAAUCACAGGUGGACAGCCUGUUGGCGGAGGAAGUUCAGGGUUAUCCUGAGGUGACCUUGGCCAAUGUGUUCUCCCACCAUUAUGGUGUGAAACCUGAAGGAAAUGUGGAUCCGUUCCAGGAUCCUCAUGAUGAACUGACCAGUCAGAAUGUUUUGAUCGAGCGGGGAUCCUUGAUUGACACUGCUAAGAAGUUUGGGUUAACAGAAGAAUUGACCAGAACCUCCCUCAACAAGGGGCGCCAGCUACUCUAUACUGCCAGACAAACUCGCCCUAAACCUCACCUUGAUAACAAGAUGGUGGCUGCAUGGAAUGGUAUGAUGAUAUCUGGACUUUCCAAGGCUGGUCAGGCACUGGGAGAGGAAAUGUACACACAGCAAGCAGAACGUGCUGCAGAAUUCCUGAAGAAAUACAUGUACAAGUCUGAUGUACUGCUACGCACCAGUUACUGUGGCCUGGAUGGGGAAGUACAGGCAGGACCUAUUGACAUUGAGGGAUUUGCAGACGAUUAUGCACUUGUGAUAAAAGCCUUACUGGACCUGUAUGAGACAAAUUUUGAUACAAAGUGGUUGGAAUGGGCAGAAGACCUUCAAGAGAAACAGAAUACAUUGUUUUGGGACCAUGAGGAUGGUGCCUUCUACAACAGCUGUCAGGCAGACACUUCCAUAGUACUACGACUUAAGGAUGAUCAAGAUGGUGCUGAACCUUGCUCUAACUCAGUAGCUGCCAGCAACCUACUACGUCUGUCGAACAUCCUACAGCGGACAGACUUCAGAGAUAUGGCCACGCAAAUCUGCAAAGUGUUUCAACAACGGCUCACAAAGAUCCCUAUUGCUCUCCCUGAAAUGACCUCUGCCCUGUUUUGGACUUCUGGCACUUCUAAACAGAUCGUGUUAGUUGGUGAUCCCGCCUCUCAAGACAUGGCCAGCCUCGUCAGAUGUGUGAACUCCCACUUCCUCCCAAACAAGGUGAUCCUGAUGGUACCAACUGAAGGAGAUAGCUUCCUGUCUAGGCGUUGCCAAUUUGUUAACAGUUUGCCUCAGGUAGAGGGCAAAGCUACAGCUUAUGUGUGUGAAAAUUAUACCUGCUCCUUGCCUGUUACAGAUGUAGACUCGCUCCACUCCAUUCUUGACAUGAAAUCAAAGCUUUAGCUACUCACUACACUACAUUCUUGACACCAACGGUUUUGUUUUGUAUGACAUACAGAAUCGGUAAAUACCAAGGUUUUUGGUUUGUAUGACAUACAGAAUCGAUAAAUACCAAGGUUUUUUGGGUUGUAUGACAUACAGAAUCGAUAAAUACCAAGGUUUUUUGGGUUGUAUGACAUACAGAAUCGGUAAAUACCAAGGUUUUUGGUUUGUAUGACUUACAGAAUCGGUAAAUACCAAGGUUUUUGGUUUGUAUGACAUACAGAAUCGAUAAAUGCCAAGGUUUUUGGUUUGUAUGACAUACAGAAUCGGUAAAUACCAAGGUUUUUUGGGUUGU